AAUUAGUUUUUGUGUCUAUCAUUUCUAAAGUGCGUAAAUUCAGUGUAUAGGUUCAACAUGGACAAAACCAAAACAAAAAAGAUCUAACAACAAAAGUUUAAUGCACUGGUGUAUCCAGGAUAAUAAGAAGUCAGAGAAAGUGAAUGCAUUCAACAUAGUCUUAUGUUUGCUGAUAGACAGAUAUACAUGCACAUGUAUAGGAUUUGCUGGGUUCAAGGGAUAUACCACCACCGAAUAAUACCACACUAAAAGAACCUUAUAUUUACGCAAUAUUCUUUAUUUUACGAUACCACCGGUAAUGAAAUGCGCACGGGUCUUUGUAAGAAGUCUGUUAAUGUAAUUGACUCUAUCGAAUAAGUAACAAUGUUGAGUAAACUUUACAAUGCUCUACGAUCGGACGUUCGGACUAGUGGUCUGGAUGGAGAAACAGAACUCGAUGUAAGAUGUGUAUCUUGUUCGAGGAAAGAAAGACUUUUAAAUUUUGCGGAUCUAAAACGAGCAGACCACAUUUGUAUGAAUGGCCAAUACCUCGUUUUUAACUAUGGGGAUAAGCAAGUGUCAGCAUACACGCAUCAUGCAAUUGUUAAGGAUAUUAAUGUUAUCUCUCCUUCCUGUGCUGCUAUUUCUAUAAUACAUUUCUACUCAACACCAUUCGACGUGUCGAUUAAGAUUCGGGAAACUUCAACGCUAUUAGACUUGCAUUUGAACGAAGUUUUCACCAUUCGAUAUAGACAUCCUGCACAUAAUGCCGAAAUUGUUAUAAAACGAGCAGAAGGACUUAUAGAGCAAAACAAACUUGCAAAAUAUUCAAUAUUGUCUUGUAAUUGUGAAUCUUUCUGUAACUGGUGUUGUGUUGGUAGUGAAGAUAGUUAUCAAUCAGAAAAUGCUAGAGAUACUUUACGAGCAGUUCUUGCAGGCAUUGCAAAUGUUGGUGGUAAGGUUCUGCGAGUUGUUUGUAAACUACUCAUGUUGUCAGUUGAGGAUCUGUCAAAGGUUGCUGCAGGAGCUCUUAUUGCUGUACCAUGGGGUGUUCUUGGAAUUAUGGCUUUGCUUUACCUUAUCCACACAAUUUACCGUCAUUAUCAGUUAGAUAAAGCUAUGAAAGCUGGGAACAUCUGUUCUGCUUGUUGUUUGCGCAAAAAGCAUGACCUAUGGAUUCAGUUUGCUGCAUAUUGUGUUUUUCAGGUAGGUGGUCUUGGCUUGUUGUCAUUGGUCAUAGCUGCAGGAGCUAGUUCUGGUAUUGUAUUUGGGGCUUUGGCUGUUUGUAGUGUUUUGACUUUACUAUGCAUUUCGGUAAUUCCGAAGCUCCGACAGUGGUUUUGUUCACCAUUUCAAGGACGAUUACUGAGAGUAAAGAGCCUGGAAACAAUCAGGGAAGGUGAUGUUAUUUCGUUUGAUCAUUGGAAAAUAUCACACGAUGGAGUCGUAAGCGCUAUCAAUAUUUGUCCAAAUACGAGAAAUAAAAGGGGUCAAAUCACCGUGAUACAUUACUCACUUCCGUCUCUCUUUGGUCGUAGAACUAUCGUCGAAGAAACCAUUAAAAUUAAUCUUAGAAAAGAUUUGAUUUUCAGCCACGAUUACUCUGGAUACAAUGUACAUGAACCGCAAGUUGUAGUUCACCGGGCAAAACAGAGGCUUGGUGAAGCAAAAUUUGGUUUAAUGACAAAUCGUUCUUGUCACUUUUGUCACUGGGCUAAAGUAAACGAGGAACUGAAUGUUGAAAAUAUUAUCGUACCGGAAUCAGCAGAGUCCAGGCUGCUGUAUUUGAGAGAGAUUGACCCAAAAGAUACAAUUUCAAACUUGCCUCUUCAAUCUAUACAUGUCGAUCAUAUGAGAGGGAGAAAGCAUGCAUCGAUGUCUCUUGAAAAGAAAUGGGCAAGAAUUAGAGAUGAAAUCAAAGUUGGCCAAAUAGUAGAAUUCAAAUACCGACGUUCCUGGCAUAAAGCUGUCAGUACGAACGUACAUUUUGACAAGCGAAUUUCAGCAAAGGUGAACAUCACUGUCGUCCACUAUGGUAAAAUGGGCAAAGUAUGCGAAGAAAAAUUUACAUUUAACCUCAACGUGGAAGAUGUAUGGGUUUAUAAAUAUCACCCGCUUUACCGUUAUGAAACAAGUGACGUGAUCAGACGUGCACGGGCAAGAAUAGGGGAAGAGAAUUACAAUACAUUUUUCCAUAGAUCUUCACAUCUUGCAAGGGAAAUCGUAGUCAAGGAAAAAGACCCAGUUGUAUUAGAUAUAGAUGAAAUCAAGUUGGGUGACGUAAUUACGUUCUACUACUGGUCUUUUAGGCAUGAUGCAAUAGUAACAAAAGUCAUCCGUGGUGAUUCAAAAGCCAACACCACUGGCGUUUUGAGGAUAAUUCACUAUGCUUUGAAGGAUCUUUUUGCAGUCCGGACCGUUAGUGAAGAACCUAUGCCUAUUGAUUUGAGGAAAUGUCUUGUUUAUAAGAAAAGUUUCGAUGGAUAUGUAACAUAUCCGGCAGAUAUUGCUGUAAAACGAGCUCGUUCAAGACUUCAUGAGCAGCGAUUCUCCAUCAAUGGAAACACAUCGUCAGAUCUUGUCCAUUGGGCUAAAGUAGUUCAAAACCCAAUAGUUGUUUCGAAGUCAAAAGAUGACAUGGCGCUUUUUUCUGGUAUUCCGAAAGACCCAUACCUUCUUGUACCGAAAGCAGGUAUUCAAUGUGAGGAGUUUCAGUACUUUCGCGCUAACUCUUGGUCUGAUUUGUACCCAGGUGUUAUAGUGGAAUAUUUGUAUUACUUAAUCUGGCACCAAGGUAUUCUUUCCUACAAAGACGAGAGUACAAAGACUAUCAAGGUGAUUCACUAUGGUGCAGACCACCUUUUUGCUACUCGAACAAUAAUGGAGGAUACAAUGAAGCUAGACUUGAGGUAUGAUAACAUUUGGAUAUACAGAGGGCACCCAAGACGGUGUUAUAAAGCAGGAGUUGUGCUUGAAAAUGCCAGGAAACGUCUUGGAGAGCAAAGAUGGGAACGUGGAAAUAGAUCUUGGGACUUCUGUAAAGAUUGUGUGCUUAAGAAAACGAGUCAGGAAGUGUAGAUAAUCGUCGGAAGAAAUGUCACACUUGUUAGGUGUCCUCAAUGUUGUAACAUAUUUGGCAUUGUAAAUUUCAGCUCCUUUUUCAUUAUUUUUGGUCUAUGAUGUGAGUCAGUAAUAUAAUUGUCUUAUGAUGGUAAGCAAGUUCCAUUCAGAAAAAUCACAUAAUUUGAUUAAUUGAAGUUUAUUCUUAUUGUUUGUAGGAAAACAAUCAGAAAUGCCUUUUUUCUAUCUAUUUACACAUAAAAAGACAGAACAGAGGUUGUCUUGUUGAAAAUUAUGAAAAUGUCUUUAAAAGCACAUGGGUAUUUCUGUAAGGAUUGUAUGCAUGGAAAGAGGUUAGUGUUGUAAAGUGUAUAUACAUGUAUGUUACCUAAACGUUUACGUCGUUCUUGUUUUGAAGCUUUGGAAUUGUUGUAUAUUUAGUAUUGUUAGUUUAUGUAGUCUGGAAAAAAACGCUGUGUGCCAGUGAUUGCCUGUUUGGCAGUAUUUGAAAUUUAACGCAUACUAUGCUAAUUGAGAUUCUGGGUAGAACAAAUAAAUAGAUCUCUGUCUUGACCUUCCUACAAAUACAAAUUAAUUUCUGUUGUUAUGUUUCGUUUCUGUGGAAUGUACAUUUGUAUAAACUGUUGGUAAUUGUUUAAUACUGUCCGUAAACAUUUUGCUGGUCGAACCCUUUGUCAAACAAAUGACCAGAACUAUUUCAAUUACGUGUUGUACAUUUGAUGGCAUUAAAUUAUUUUUAUGUAAGGUAUACAUUUUUUUUGAAUUUAUUUUAUUAUUUGCUUUGAAUUUAUUAUACAUAGCUUUGAGUUUAUGAUAUUUUAUGGCAUUGAGAUUAUGAUAAAUGGAUAUACAAUUGAUAUAUCAAAAGCGCUUCUAAGUCAUCUAUUGUUGAUUUUUGUAAUUGUUUACUUUAAAUGUAUAAGAUAUAUUACAGCAGCUUUGAAUUUAUAAUAAUGUUAAGUAUUUACUGUUAUGUUGUGUAGCCGUGAGAUGUCAAAAAGAUGGUACACCGUUAAAGAAUAUGUGAUACAUUGAAAGCAGUAUAUCACCUUGUCAAAAUAGUUAUAUCCUGUGUUGAGUUGUUAUCAAUUGUUGCUUUUAGUCAGACUUUAUUGAUAUUAUUAUUAUUGUUCUUUCAUAUACUUUUCAUAACCCGUCUAUUUUUCAAUUAUUUUGAUCACAUGUACUAAUUAACUAAUGUUAAGUUGUGUUAAGUUCAGUUUGUCAUCCAUGGAAAUGAUUAUACAGUUUUUCAAUUCUUAACAUGAUCUGAAUUUUAAAAUUAGACUAUGAAAUACCCUGUUGAGAUUACGUUAUUGUAUGCGGUAAACUACUUGUAUAUGUUUGAUAUAGUAAAGUCAUUAGUAAAUAAUUGUCCUUUAGCAAACAUUGUGUUAGAAAACAUCUUUAUUAAACACGUCUGAGGAGCAAAAUUGGGAGACAAAAAUUUUGUUGUUAAUACAUGUUGUUCUAGAUAGGUCAAAUUUCUGGUGAAGUUUUUCUUUUGGAAUAAAUGAUAUUUUUGUGUUGCUUAACAGAGGGUCACUUCGCAGAGAUUGCACUGUAUAUUAUAUUCCUUGAACUUAUUUUAUAAUUGGAUUUUUCGUUUAGGAAAUUAUUGAAUUAUUUAUAAAAAUUGUUCAAUAUAUUCAUUUUCCAUUUCGAUAUUUGCCAAUAAAUCAAUACAUUUUAUUUUCAAAGUUUAUUGUACUUUUGAAUAAAAGAAAUGUACUGGUAAAAUACGUAUUUAUAAAUAUUUUAAUCAGUUAUUUACAAAUGCAUUUCCAGUUUCAGAUGAUUUAUAAUAAAUCAUUUGUCAGUCAUAAGUUGUAUGACUGUAUUCGUAGUUGUGAAGUGUGUUAAAGUGUGUUUUUUUCUCACAUUUUAUCGCUGUUUGACAGCAGUUGUAUUUUUUUUCUUUGUUACGUAGGAGUUUAUUUUUUUUAUAGAACAUUAUGAAUUGGCACCAGGACGCUUCCGUAAGAUUUUCAUAUAUCUACAUUAUCGGCUGAAAUGAAUGUUAUAAAGCACAGCUAUUAAAUUGGUUAUAAGUCAUAAUUUAAUGAAUCAUUUUAUCUAUAUUGAAAAACUUACGCUAUCACAUGUAUCAAAUGUUUAGACAAGUUUGAUAUAAAGCAUAUUGAGUAAUUAAGGAACACAUUUAUUUUUAUUCUAAUAUUCUUUAUUUUGUUGGUAAAAGUUAAAUUAACCAAAUAAACUAACCUUUGAAGUACACUAUUUUUUACGGAUUUCCUUUUUUGUUAAAAAUUGUACAAUGUUAAAGCACAAAAUUGCAUAAACAUUGUUUGAUAUUAUUGCUGAUAUGAUCUUACACUAUAUUUAAGUGUUCUGUAAUAAACAGAUAUGUAUAAUAUUUUACUAUCUCAUUUUAUUGACAUUUCUAUUAUUUUAGUGAUAUCUUCAUUGUUUAGAUUUGAAUAAUUUGCUUUUGCUUUAUAAUUAAAUAGAUAAAAGUU
Ruditapes philippinarum (Manila clam) is the source of this 5537-nucleotide messenger RNA. RefSeq lists its product as uncharacterized. The record is from RefSeq and is a predicted model, not a curated record. The transcript has 4 exons. NCBI's taxonomy places the organism in Eukaryota, Metazoa, Mollusca, Bivalvia, Venerida, Veneridae. Bases 364 to 3057 code for a protein of 897 amino acids.